Messenger RNA from Lasiodiplodia theobromae, 3003 nucleotides. Its product is annotated as Calcium-transporting p-type ATPAse. Gene Ontology annotation, molecular function: ATP binding; P-type calcium transporter activity; ATP hydrolysis activity. The record is from RefSeq and is a predicted model, not a curated record. NCBI's taxonomy places the organism in Eukaryota, Fungi, Ascomycota, Dothideomycetes, Botryosphaeriales, Botryosphaeriaceae. Gene Ontology annotation, cellular component: membrane. The coding region runs from base 1 to 3003 and encodes 1000 amino acids. Gene Ontology annotation, biological process: intracellular calcium ion homeostasis; calcium ion transmembrane transport. The transcript is spliced from 5 exons.
AUGGAGAGCGCGUACGUGCGCACGACGCAAGAAGUCCUCAGCCAUUUCCAGGUCACCGAGGCACACGGCCUCUCCGACGACCGCGCCAAGGAGCAGCAGCAAAAGUACGGAAAGAACGCACUCCCUGAAGAUCCCCCGACCCCGCUAUGGGAGCUGGUGCUCGAGCAGUUCAAGGACCAGCUGGUCCUCAUCCUGCUCGGCUCCGCUGCCGUGUCCUUUGUCCUGGCGCUGUUCGAGGAGGGCGAUGAUUGGACCGCCUUCGUAGAUCCCGUUGUUAUCCUGACCAUCCUCAUCCUCAAUGCCGUCGUCGGCGUGUCCCAAGAAAGCAGCGCCGAGAAAGCCAUCGCCGCCCUCCAGGAAUACUCCGCAAAUGAGGCGAAGGUUGUGCGUAAUGGAUCCGUGAAGCGCAUCAAGGCCGACGAUCUCGUCCCUGGCGACAUUGUCUCCAUUUCUGUGGGUGACCGCAUCCCGGCCGACUGCCGCCUGCUUUCCAUCCAGAGCAACAGCUUCAGCGUCGACCAGUCGAUUCUCACCGGUGAGAGCGAGAGCGUGGGCAAGCGCGCGGACGCUAUCAAGGACAAGGAUGCUGUCAAGCAGGAUCAGGUCAACAUGUUGUUUUCCGGCACUACGGUCGUUACCGGACACGCCACGGCCAUUGUCGUCCUCACUGGCGGCAGCACGGCUAUCGGAGAUAUCCACGAGAGCAUCACGGCGCAGAUCUCCGCGCCCACGCCGCUCAAGGAGAAGCUGAACGACUUUGGCGACAUGCUCGCCAAGGUCAUCACCGGUAUUUGCGUUUUGGUCUGGGUUAUCAACAUCAGGAACUUCAAUGAGCCUGCUCAUGGCAGCUGGAUCAGGGGCGCCAUCUACUACCUCAAGAUCGCGGUCUCGCUUGGUGUUGCUGCAAUUCCCGAAGGUCUUGCGGUGGUUAUCACCACUUGCUUGGCACUGGGAACUCGCAAGAUGGCGGCCAAGAAUGCUGUCGUCCGUAGUCUGCCCUCCGUCGAGACGCUUGGCAGCUGCAGCGUGAUUUGCUCGGAUAAGACUGGAACUCUUACCACCAACCAGAUGAGCGUCAACAAGGUCGUCUUCGUCAACGAAGAUGGCUCUGGCCUCGAGGAAAUUGACGUUGAGGGAACCAACUUUGCCCCGGAAGGUGCUUUGACCUUUAGGGGCCAGCCUUUCCAAAACCCCGCCGGCGCUUCUUCCACUAUUGCUCAGCUGACUGAGGUUGCUGCUCUUUGCAACGAAGCUAAGCUUGCUUACGACCCCAAGAAUGGCACGUACAACUUGGUCGGAGAACCCACCGAGGGCGCCCUUCGCGUUCUGGUUGAGAAGAUCGGAACCCCGCAAGGCGCCAUCAACGCCAGGAGGAGCAGCAUUUCCCUGGCCGAGCGUGUCCACUGGGCCAGCAAGCACUACGAGGAGAAGAGCCGUGUCCUUGCUACCUAUGAGUUCUCGCGCGACAGGAAGAGCAUGUCCGUUUUGGUCCAGAAUGGAGGCAGCCAGAAGCUGUUGGUUAAGGGUGCUCCGGAAUCGAUCCUUGACCGUUGCACUCACGUUUUGGUCGGCCAGCAGGGACAGAAGGUCCCUCUCAACGGCAAGCUCUCUAGCCUGAUCUCUAGCGAAGUCGUCGAUUAUGGUAACCGUGGCCUUCGUGUCAUCGCCCUCGCUACUGUUGACAACGUCGACUCGAAUCCGCUCCUGAAGACCGCUACGACCACCAAGGAGUACACCCAGCUCGAGCAGAACAUGACUCUGGUCGGCCUCGUUGGCAUGCUCGAUCCCCCUCGUCCUGAAGUCUCUGAAUCCAUCCGCAAGUGUCGCCAGGCUGGUAUCCGUGUUAUUGUCAUCACUGGUGACAACCAGAACACCGCCGAAUCCAUCUGCCGUCAAAUUGGCGUCUUCGGUUUCGACGAGGACCUUACUGGCAAGAGCUACACCGGAAGACAGUUCGACGAUCUGAGCGACUCUGAAAAGCUCGAGGCUGCCAAGCGCGCGUCUUUGUUCUCUCGCACCGAGCCUUCCCAUAAGUCUAAGCUUGUCGACCUCCUGCAAUCUACUGGCGAAGUCGUGGCGAUGACGGGUGACGGUGUCAACGAUGCCCCUGCCUUGAAGAAGGCAGACAUCGGUGUUGCCAUGGGCUCUGGUACGGACGUUGCUAAGCUGGCGGCCGAUAUGGUCCUUGCAGACGACGACUUUGCAACCAUCGAGAGUGCUGUCGAGGAGGGCCGUUCCAUUUACAACAACACCCAGCAAUUCAUUCGCUACCUGAUCUCGUCGAACAUUGGAGAGGUUGUCUCUAUCUUCCUUACUGCCGCGGCAGGUAUGCCUGAGGCUCUCAUUCCUGUUCAGCUGCUUUGGGUCAACCUCGUCACCGACGGUCUUCCCGCCACUGCCCUCUCCUUCAACCCGCCUGAUCACGACGUCAUGAGGCGCCGGCCGCGUAAGAGGGAUGAGGCGCUCGUUGGCGGCUGGCUCUUCUUCCGUUACAUGGUCAUCGGCACCUACGUCGGUAUCGCAACUGUCUUCGGUUACGCUUGGUGGUUCAUGUUCAACCCUGCCGGCCCGCAGAUCAGCUUCUACGAGCUGUCGCACUUCCACCGCUGCUCCACCCACUUCCCCGAGAUCGGCUGCGAGAUGUUCUCCAACGAGAUGAGCAAGUCAGCCUCGACCGUCUCGCUCAGCAUCCUCGUCGUCAUCGAAAUGUUCAACGCCAUGAACGCGCUGAGCAGUAGCGAGUCGCUGCUCACGCUGCCGCUGUGGGAGAACAUGGUGCUUGUGUACGCCAUCACGCUCAGCAUGAUUCUGCACUUCGCGCUGCUGUACAUCCCGUUCCUGCAGGGCCUGUUCUCCAUCACGCCGCUGAACUGGGGUGAGUGGAAGGCGGUGCUGGCGAUCAGUGCGCCGAUCAUUGGCAUUGACGAGGUUCUCAAGCUUGUCGAACGCCAGUUCUUCAUGACGAAGCUUCCCGCCAAGUCCGCGAAGCCGAAGAAGGAGUAA